Messenger RNA from Coniosporium apollinis CBS 100218, 1335 nucleotides. RefSeq lists its product as uncharacterized. Lineage: Eukaryota; Fungi; Ascomycota; Dothideomycetes. Gene Ontology annotation, molecular function: oxidized pyrimidine nucleobase lesion DNA N-glycosylase activity; DNA-(apurinic or apyrimidinic site) endonuclease activity; DNA binding. Gene Ontology annotation, cellular component: nucleus. The record is from RefSeq and is a predicted model, not a curated record. The coding region runs from base 1 to 1335 and encodes 444 amino acids. Gene Ontology annotation, biological process: base-excision repair, AP site formation; nucleotide-excision repair; base-excision repair. The transcript is spliced from 2 exons.
AUGAGUACUUCACGUAUAGCCCGCGGCACCAGCAAGAUUGCUAACUCAGUGUCUUCAAAAAGUGAGCCAUUGCGCGCAACUCAAGGCCGAACGCUUAUGCAUUAUGGGUUUGGCGCAGAGCACCCCGUGGCAGCUGGGAAACGCGCUGUAAAGCAAGAGCUUGGAGAUGAAUCCGGAUCAGAACUCUCCUCUGUGCCCUCAGAUUUGGAUGAGAAUCUCGAACCUGUAGACGGAAUUGUGACUUCUCUCCACAAACGAAAGCGCGGCGCAGGUACACCGACUUCGGAGACGACUACGCAGAAAGACAUUGUCACCACACAGACACCUCCAAGGAAGCGGCUAGCUCUGGGUGUAGAGCCAGACACCGUCGCAGCCAACGACAAAGCCAAGAAGUCGCGUCGUACGCCAGCGAAGAAGAUCGUUGGCGCACAUGGCAAAGUCAAAGUCGAGCCCCCGCCAAACUGGGAAGAGGUGUAUAACCUGACGAAGGAGAUGCGGUCGAAGGUGCUAGCUCCAGUCGAUACGAUGGGUUGCGAGAGUCUGGCGGAAGGGUAUCGGUCGCCCCGAGACCAGAGGUUCCAGACGCUGAUUUCGUUGAUGCUUUCGAGUCAGACCAAGGACACGGUCACUGCGGCUGCGAUGAGAAAUUUGCAGGAGAACCUACCUGGCGUAUGUGCCUGCGGACUUACCCUCGAGUCAAUACUCGCAGUCUCCCCAACCCUGCUCAACGAGCUCAUCAGGAUGGUCGGCUUCCACAACAACAAAACAACCUUCAUCAAGAAGACAGCCGAGAUCUUGCGCACCUCCUUCAAAGGCGACAUACCAGAUACCAUCGAAGGCCUCGUCUCCCUGCCUGGCGUCGGUCCAAAGAUGGCAUACCUAACCAUGUCCGCCGCGUGGGGCCGUGACGAGGGUAUCGGGGUCGAUGUGCAUGUUCACCGUAUCACCAAUCUGUGGGGCUGGCAUAAAACGAAGACCCCCGAGGAGACGAGAGCGAGCCUUGAGGCUUGGUUGCCGAGAGACAAGUGGCAUGAAAUCAACAAGCUGUUGGUAGGGUUCGGGCAGACGAUUUGUUUGCCUGUUGGAAGGAAGUGUGGUCAGUGUGUACUGAGUGAGAGAGGAUUGUGUCCGGGUGCGGUAGUUGGGAAGGAGGUCAGGCGGGUGAAGAAGGUGAAGGAAGAGGUGGUGGGGGGUAAGCCUGUCAAGCAAGAGGUGGAGGUGGAGGUAGAGCGGGCAGUCAAGGCUGAGGACGUUAACGGUGAUGCUGUGCCUGAUAUGGAAGAUGUCGGGGGUCCGCCGCAAAGCAGGCGGAAGUCGAGAACGCUAGCUUCAUAA